AUGAAUCGAGACGAUACGAAGGCAAAAGAAGACGGCUCGAGUAGUGUAGUAGGAGAUGAAAUGGCAAUGGGUUCGUUCUCCGGAGAUGAAGCAAACCCAAGGAUUAUCGACAAAUUUGUCGCCCCAGGAACCGACCAAAGUCCUCGAGAUGCAAAUGAAAGCGAAGAAAAUGCAAGUAAAAAAGGUGAAGAGGAAGAAUCAAGUAAGAAAAAUGAAGGGGAGGAAUCAAGAGAAGUAGACGAAGGAGAAAAAGAGAAGGAAGGCGGAGACGAAGGAGAAAAAGAGAAGGAAGUCGGAGACGAAAUAGAGCCCCGAAGAAACGACGAAGAAGCUGAUGAAAGGGCGAUAAUUCCAUUUGGACGACAACAUGAAACUGAGUCGCAUGCAGAUUCGGUUGUAGAUGACGAAGAAGAGGGCAUGCUACCGCUGAAGUUGCACUUUCCUUCAAGCCAAUAUCAAAAGUCUUUAAAGCUUUCAGGAAAGUGUUACAUUGACACGGCGAUAAGAACUAUUCAAACGAUCCUAAAAGAGAAGGAGGUGGAAUGGUUCAUAGAGCACCCACAAUUCCAACAUUUCUUCCAUAUUAAAAACCGAAAGCAGAAGUGGAUGGGAAUGUGGGUUCUCUAUCCUCCCAACCAUGAGAGGUUGGGUGGUACAACAUUCAUGAGCAAGUAUUUUGGAGGGAGAAGGGUAACAUACGCUGACCUGGAGAAGCAGAUGUUGGCAAUGAAAUCAAAGCCAUCUGAGGAUCGUAAGAAGAUGGCCGUUCUGUUCUUCUUAGCCAGCAUCCUUGUCGGAGGCCGAAAGAGUGGUGAGGGAGCAUCACCUGUGGACAGUUUCUUCCUGAGUGUUGUUGAUGACCUAGAUGCGUGUGUAACGUUCCCUUGGGGGCGGUAUGCAUUCGAACAUAACUUGAAGGAUGUCUCUAGCUUUUUGAAGAAAUGUGACGGGGUUGCGGCGACGAGUUGGUUGUUGGCCUUUGAGGCAAUUCCAAGCUUGAGGAAUCAUUUCCGAGAAGAUGUGAAUGGUGCAAGCAGUGGUUGCCCGCGGAUGUGCAAGAUGCAGUACAAACGGAAAAGUGGAACCAAGGAAUUCAGUCUGAAAGCUGUGAACGAUAAACUUGGUAAUAAUACAAUGGAUAUUGAGAGUAUCUUGGUAGCAACAGCAGCUGAGGAGGAACUUCUGGAAACCAUAGGAAUGGACAAGGAGAGUUGUUGGGCCGAUGACGCCGAUGAUGCAGCAGUUUAUCGUUGGACGAAGAUAGUACGGAAAGGGAAGAAACAAGUUUUCUUUGAAGAACAGUUCCGCAUGGAUUUUGAGUCUCGCACAGGUCAGAUUGAAGGUCCCACCAAUCCUAUCGGAGGACCAUCGAAUAAUGCACAAUCUGGUCAGGCUCAUGCAGAUUCGGUGGAGGCUACUGGAGCUACUCCUGGAGCUGAGGCUUUAAAAGCGAUGGAAGGUCGGCUUAUGAAUGCAGUCCGAGAUGCAGUUCGAGAUGCUAUGAAGGGAGUGAAGGAAAAAGUCACUUCAUUGUCUACGCAGCUAGGUCUUCUAGAAGAGGAGGUGAAAAUUCUUAGGUUGAGUGUUCCCGGAAGUGACAAUCCGGCGGUCCAAGAUGAUGGUGAUGGUAGUGACAAUAGCGAGUCGGAAGAAGAGGAUGGUGAUGUGGGUGGGGAUAAGGAGUUGGAGGAAGAGGAUAGUGAUGUGGGUGGGGAUAAGGAGUCCGAGGAAGACGAUGGUGGUGACAAUAACGAUCCAGACGAAGAGGAUGGUAGUGACAAUAAUGUUGAAUAUGCCAUUCUCGAUAUUUCAAAGGAUAUGCAGAGGGAAUAUGGUGAUGUUGACAUGGAUGGUGAUGAUGCGGAGAUGUAUGCAGAUGCUGUGGAGGCCGAGAAAAAAUUAAAGACUAAGGCAGCAGAGUCUGUUAAGGUGGAGCGUGGUGAUAAUGUGAGGAGUCCCAUUCAGCUAAGAAGCAGGGCAGCAGAGGAGAAGACAGCAGAGAAGAGGACCAGAGGUGCAAAGAAGCAGAAGGCAGCUGCUGAGAAGGAGGCAGCAGCUGAGAAGAAGGCAGCUGCGGCAGCUAAGAAGAAGGCAGCUGCUGAGAAGGAGGCAGCAGCUGAGAACGAGACAACAGCUGAGAACGAGGCAGCAGCUGAAAAGGAGGCAGCUAAGAAGAAGGCAGCAGCUAAAAAGAAGGCACCAGCUAAGAAGAAGCAGACGAAGCCGAAGACAAAGAAAGUAGGUAAGAAGACCGAAUGA
This is a messenger RNA of Brassica rapa (field mustard), 2259 nucleotides long. RefSeq lists its product as uncharacterized. The record is from RefSeq and is a predicted model, not a curated record. Gene Ontology annotation, biological process: microtubule cytoskeleton organization; dendrite development; regulation of microtubule depolymerization. NCBI's taxonomy places the organism in Eukaryota, Viridiplantae, Streptophyta, Magnoliopsida, Brassicales, Brassicaceae. Gene Ontology annotation, molecular function: actin binding; microtubule binding. Gene Ontology annotation, cellular component: synapse; dendrite; microtubule associated complex.